AUGUUGUUCCCAUUGUAUUUUUUCUACACUAUAAUAUCAUUUAACAAUAUUUUUUCUGUAGACAUUUCUCAUCUUAAUGUACCUCCAGAACAUGUCACAUACGUUUUCAAUGCCUUUCCCAGUCUUGCUAAUUCUUGCUUACUAGAUCCAAAUUGUCCAUAUAAAGAAUUAGUGAAAAUUAAGGCCUGUUGGGGUUAUGAAAGAGAUUGUGAGAAGGACGUAUCUUAUCCCGUCCGCCCUUUAUGUCCUGGCGAUCAUCGCGGUUGGGUAAAAACCAAAGUGGCUCAGUAUGAUACAUUCUAUACCCAGGCUGAUUUUGGUUAUAUUGAAGAACAAAUAAAUGACUUGAUGGUAAUGUGUGAAGCUUCCUAUCCAGAUGAUACAUCACUUGAAUGUUCAAAAUAUUUAAGGUUUUGUCGUGGUCGAAACAUGAUGUUGAAUUUCACUGGACUUAUUGGCCGUGGCGACAACCUACGUUAUAAAAUGGAUAUUCUAGGCCCUGGUCAAAUAGGGGGAUACUGCAAUUUUUAUUCAGAUCGACUCAGAAAAGAAGCAGAUCAUAUGAGCGCUCUUCAAUCAUGGGCUCCAGAACUUGUGCACUUUGUUAGGACACCCAAAAGGCCAAUAGUUGACGGAAUGUGUGAUAUAGUUAUAAAUAAACCGACCUAUAUUAUGAAAUUAGAUGCAACUGUUAACAUGUAUCAUCACUUCUGUGACUUUUUCAACUUGUAUGCAUCACUCCAUGUUAACUCAACACAUCCUUCUACAUUUUCUAAAGAUAAUCACAUUUUAGUGUGGGAAACAUACACUUACGAUUCAGCAUUUAAAGAAUCAUUUAACGCAUUUACUGAUAAUCCUAUUUGGGAUCUAAAAACCUUUAGAGGGAAAGUAGUUUGUUUUAAGAAUGUAGUCUUGCCACUUUUACCUAGAAUGAUAUUUGGCCUUUAUUACAACACUCCUUUGAUAUACGGGUGCGAGAGAAGUGGUCUUUUCCAUGCCUUUUCAAAACACAUUCUCCACUCCUUGAACAUAAAAUUGCAUCGGAGAACAAACGACAAAGUACGAGUAACUUUACUUUCAAGAGGAACGACAUACAGGUCUAUUUUGAACGAGAAGGCUAUAUUAGAAGCAUUACAAAAAGUUACGGACUACGAAGUUCGUAGAGUUGUCUAUGACAAAUCUGUGCCAUUCACGAAGCAACUGGAAAUUACUCAUAAUACGGACAUAUUUAUCGGCAUGCAUGGAGCAGGUCUAACGCAUCUUCUUUUUCUACCUGAUUGGGCAUCAGUAUUUGAAGUAUAUAACUGCGAGGAUCCUAAUUGUUACUCAGAUUUAACAAGACUUCGAGGCCUUAAAUAUGUAACUUGGGAAGAUCAAUCCAAAGUUGUACAACAGGACCAGGGUCAUGGUCCCGGAGGUGGUUCACAUGCUAAAUUCACAAAUUACUCUUUCGACGUCCGUGAGUUCUUAAGGCUGGUGGCAAAAUGCGCGGAACACGUUCGCAGCCAUCAACAGUUUAACGAUUUCCUAGAAUCUUCCGGUGUGCAGCGACAGCACGAAGAGUUGUAA
Molecule: messenger RNA, 1569 nt
Organism: Arctia plantaginis
Lineage: Eukaryota; Metazoa; Arthropoda; Insecta; Lepidoptera; Erebidae
Source: the annotation of a GenBank genome assembly